UGGAGUCUACAGAUUCCCAAGUCCGAAAAAGGAGAAGCAGCAGCCACAAUCUUAAAGGCCCCAUCAAAAUCUCAAAAUACCCACAUCGUCCCUCGUUCUUGUUUGUGUCCAGUGUCGACCACGCGUCUUGCAGCACUUACCAGCUCUUCACCAGUGUACAACAGGGAGCAAUGGAUUUUUUGUUCAAGGGGUUCAAUGAAGACACAUCUGAUUGUCAAUUCGAUGAGAAGAACGUUCAGAGAUGCCCUUUUUUGCGAAACAUCAACAAGCCAACUAAUUUCUCAUUUUUUUCUGUGAAUUUUCCCAGUCCUGUGAGGGGAGCCAAAGGUCCAAUAUUUGAAGAUGGUCCAAAUUUUGAUAUGGCAUUUAAACUAUUUCAUGGGAAAGAUGGGGUGGUUCCACUGAACAGGUCUAAUUUCCGUAAUGACAUUUCGGAACCUGACUCAACACCCCAAUUCAACCCUUUAGCAGCAAAAGCUGCCACUAUUAGUUUAUCUGCAUUUGGCCCAGGUGGACCAUUUGGCUUUGGUUCCUUCAAUGAUAAGUGGAAGAAUCAAAAGAAGAAAUCUGAUUCCACCAACAAAAGUGAUCCAUCUUCUCAGAAAGGAAACACCUCAAAGCACGAGGCACUGGGAAAUGAAUGGUUAGAAACAGGGAACUGUCCAAUUGCUAAAUCUUAUAGAGCUGUUAGUGGUGUACUCCCUCUUGUGGCAUCGUCUCUUCAACUGCCUCCUGGCAUGAAGCUUAGAUGUCCACCUGCUGUAGUUGCUGCACGGGCUGCCCUUGCACGGACAGCCCUGGUUAAAACCUUGCGUCCUCAGCCACUACCCGAGAAGAUGCUUGUCAUUGCUCUCUUGGGCAUGGCAGUAAAUGUGCCCUUGGGCGUGUGGAAGGAACAUACUAAGAAGUUUUCACUAUCAUGGUUUGCAGCAGUGCAUGCAGCCGUGCCCUUCAUAGCUAUGCUUAGGAAGUCUGUUGUGAUGCCCAAAACUGCUAUGGCUCUGACCAUUGGAGCUUCUAUCCUGGGGCAAGUUAUUGGUUCUAGAGCUGAGAGGCACCGACUCAAAGCGGUAGCUGAGAGGAAUAGCAUAGCAGCAGAGACAGCAAUUGCUGCUGCAGUGGCAGCCACGGGGUAUAGCACGACGCAGGUUAGUUGCAGUGCAGGUGGUCAAUGUGGUAAAGAAGGGAUGACAUGGGAUCCACUCUAUAUCAAGGCUGCUGGACCCACUUCCUCAUCAAAUAACGUGUGUUGCUAAUAUCACAGGCUGCAACUAGAGGGUGAAAUAGAACUUACAUCCAUUAUCAAUAGCUGGUGAUUGUAAAAUAUCUGCAGUUCAUCGUAUCCUUAUGACUCUAUUCCUCAUACUUUCAUGAACUGUUGUGUUAAAGAUGACACCAAACUCAGUUCUCGUGCAGAACGCUUUAUGUUUAUGAAAUAAAUAUGUUUGUAUUUCAUGAAA
Molecule: messenger RNA, 1460 nt
Organism: Manihot esculenta (cassava)
Lineage: Eukaryota; Viridiplantae; Streptophyta; Magnoliopsida; Malpighiales; Euphorbiaceae
Exons: 4
Coding region: 171-1256 (361 amino acids)
Cellular component (GO): chloroplast
Source: RefSeq, a predicted model, not a curated record